This is a messenger RNA of Arachis ipaensis, 1161 nucleotides long. RefSeq names its product putative carboxylesterase 2. The record is from RefSeq and is a predicted model, not a curated record. Gene Ontology annotation, molecular function: hydrolase activity. Lineage: Eukaryota; Viridiplantae; Streptophyta; Magnoliopsida; Fabales; Fabaceae.
AAAAGGCUACCCUCAAUUCUGAGCAAAAAGAAGGUGUAGGUGGACAGGAUAGUCAACAGUGGCCACACAACAGAAAAAAAGGUUUUUGCUUUCUCUGUUCUGAUUCGAAAUGGAUUCACCGAGCAACCCUGAAAUCUCAAUGGAGGUGCCCCCUUACCUAAGAAUCCACAGUGACGGUACAGUUGAGAGACUCGCCGGCACACAAGUAGCCCCUCCAGGCCUCGAUCUCGAAACCAACGUUCUCUCCAAAGACAUCCUCAUCCAACCACAAACCUCCGUCACUGCCAGGCUUUACCGUCCCAACAACACUAAUCACAAUCACACCAAGCUCCCUUUACUCAUCUACUUCCAUGGCGGAGCCUUCUGCAUCUCUUCACCCGCAGAUCCUCUCUACCACAACUCCCUCAACCGCCUAGUCUCUGAAGCCAACGUGGUCGCCCUCUCCGUCAACUACAGGCUGGCGCCGGAGCACCCACUUCCCGCCGCCUACCAUGAUUCUUGGGAUGCCAUCCAAUGGGCUGCUUCUCAUUCUUUCGAAGGCCACGAAACAUGGCUCAAGGAAAACGUUGACUUUGACCGCGUGUUCUUGGCAGGUGAUAGCGCAGGUGCCAACAUCGCACACUUCAUGGCUAUAAAGUUGCAUCAUUCUUCGGGUAGCAGCAACAUGAAAUUCUUCAAGAUCCCCGGCCUCAUCAUGAUCCAUCCUUAUUUCUGGGGGAAGGAACCCAUUGGUGUGGAAGCUACUGAUCCAGAGAGGAAGAAGAUGGUGGAUAAGUGGUGGGAAUUGGUGUGCCCUUCUGAGAAAGGGAACGAUGACCCGUUGAUCAACCCGUUUGUGGAGGAAGCUCCUGGUUUUGAAAGCGUGGUUUGCAACAACGUGCUUGUGAUUGUUGCAGAGAGAGAUAUAUUGAAAGAGAGAGGGAAGCUUUACCAUAAGACUCUGGUCAAUAACAGCGCUUGGAAAGGAAAAGCUGAGUUAUAUGAGGCAGAAGGAGAGGAUCAUGACUUUCACAUCUUCAACCCUGAUUCUGAUAAUGCUAAGAGCUUGCUUAAACGCAUCGCUGCUUUCAUUAAUAAUCAAGAUUGAACUCUCAGCCUUAAUUAGCUUUUACAGUUUUAGCAUUUCUGUUAUUUUAUAUGUAGUUUGUUGUGUAAAGCAAA